Molecule: messenger RNA, 6649 nt
Organism: Gadus morhua (Atlantic cod)
Lineage: Eukaryota; Metazoa; Chordata; Actinopteri; Gadiformes; Gadidae
Exons: 2
Coding region: 1007-5866 (1619 amino acids)
Source: RefSeq, a predicted model, not a curated record
UGAGAGCGUUUCAAUAGUGAAUGUAAGAGUGUUUCAUAGGUAUGUGUGCAUGAAAUUCCAAGGUCAAGGUCGGCAUUUAAACCGGAAGGCGGGAACAAAGAGUGCCGGUUUCUAGUGUGACAUUUCAGCCAAUCAAAGCCAACGGUGAAUAGCGUGACUGAAAUGUCACACUCUUCACCGCUUAGAAACCGGCACUCUUUGUUCCCGCCUUCCGGUUUAAAUGCCGACCUUGACCUUGGAAUUUCAUGCACACAUACCUAUGAAACACUCUUACAUUCACUAUUGAAACGCUCUCACCGUCACUACUGAAAUUACUGGUAUGAAUACUACAUGUGAAACGCUUGCACAUCCUCAUGUAAGAGCAUACAUACAUAUAACUGAAAAACGUAUUCAUACAUUUGAAACAUUUAUACAAAUAUGUGCUUGCAUGAGUGUUUCAGAUAGAUACUGUUACGUUACACAUUUUGAGUUUGUAUUAGGCACUUUAGAGCCCCCUGCAGGCCAUUACUUGUAUUCAGUUCUUUCGUAGAUUCUUAAUAUUGCGUUCAUUCUCAUUGGCUGAUAAGAGUCACGUUGUUAGUCACGUGAUUUCAGACGUGAUCUGUCAUUAUUUCGGCAGCCAUUUUGAUCUGUCAUUUGAGCCAGAGAUCCACACGGUGAAACAUCUUUUUUAUCUCACGUCAUUCAUCCUUGUAAGCCUUGGAGAAGCUUUGUUUUUUCACACUUCUAAACCUGCAACAACUUGUUCAACAACAAUCAAUAAAUGGACAUUCAAGUGGAUGUCGACAACAUCCUCUACGGACUUUCAUCAUUGAUCCUGUAUUCAAGUUUUGUUGGGGAAAAGUGUUUAGCUGUCUGGUGAUGUGUGCAUCGCUACGUGCUCAGGUGCCAGAACAGUGAAAAAACAGCAUCACAGCGGGCUCUAAACAACGGAUACCUACCGCGAUCAAGAGAGAUAUUCUCCAUUAGCCGUUCCAGUGCAUCAGUGUGAUCUCACUGCGUUAAGAUGGAAGAACAAAAAGACACUACGUUAGCAGAUGCUACAAAGUCUGUGUAUGGUGACUCCAGCUCAAGCUCAAGGUCUUCUUCGGCUAGCCUAGCCGCAGCUAAAGCAAGGGCUAAAGUAUUAGCCGCACGUGCCCGUACCACGUUUGUUCAAAAAGAAAAUGAUCUACUAAUAGAAAAAGCUCGUAUGGACGCUACUCUUGCUACCCUAAAGCUAGACAAAGAGAUUGCAUCAGCAGAAGCAGAAGCCGAAGCUCUUGAGUCAACUGCAGCAGAAUUGGAGAGAGGCUCCAGAACUAUAAUUUCUCUUCCAACUCAAUCUCCACGUGAAAGAACGUUUAACUACGUUGAGCGUCAUUCAAAUGCAGCCUCUGAGUCUACACCUACUGACCCAACACGUCAGCCUCAACAACGUAACCCUGCUAACGUUAAUAGCACAAGGCAAUACAAUCAAGACUCCUUCGAUAGAGACCUCAACAGAUCUAGGCAACCUGCCUUAACCAACCAGGCACCAAGCCCUGCUCCUGAUGAAAAACCUCACAUCCCCUACCCAAUGGGGACACAUCAGCCACUCUCGUCCACUCACCCCAGACAGGCUCCUCAUACUCACUAUGGUGACCAUACGGGGUUCGGUGAGGUAGCUCAAUUCCUUGUUCGGCGCGAACUAUUGAGCUCCAGCCUUACCAAAUUCGAUGAUCAACCUGAGAGCUACUGGGCAUGGAGGUCGAGCUUCCUAAACUCCAUUAGAGGAAUUGAUCUCACCUGCAGCGAAGAGCUCGAUCUACUCACUAAAUGGUUAGGCCCGCAGUCUUCAGCGCACAUCAAGAGGAUAAGAGCUGUCCACGUCAACGACUCAACUCAAGGCCUGAAAAUGGCAUGGUCUCGUCUUCAGGAGUGUUACGGCUCACCAGAGAUGAUCGAAAAGGCUCUCUUUGACAGAGUGGAGAAGUUUCCCAAAAUCAACAGCAGGGAUUAUCCUAAACUAAGAGAGAUUGGAGACCUGCUACAGGAGCUAGCAUCGGCUAAGCGCGAGGGCUACUUACCUGGACUUGCUUGCUUGGACACAGCUAGAGGUCUGAACCCCAUAGUGGAAAAAUUACCAUGGAACCUCCAAGAAAAGUGGAUUUCUAAGGGGAGUAACUACAAGUUAGCGCACAACGUGCCCUUCCCACCUUUCACCUACUUUGCUGACUUCGUCUCCAGAGAGGCCCUCAUCCGCAACGACCCAAGCUUCUCUUUUGCCAGUUCAGCUGCUACAACAACUAAGCCAGACGCUGCAGAUAAGAAGACAAGAAACUUCGUAUCCACCCAUAUAACGGAUGUCUCUCCGGUUUCCGACUCCGACACAACAGAGACUUCCAGUGCUAGGCCUGAUGUCAGUAAACAGUGCCCCAUCCACCAAAAGCCUCACCCCCUCAAACAUUGUAGAGGCUUUCGAUCCAAACAUAUCGAAGAACGCAAGGCAUUUCUCAAAGAAGCUGGUAUAUGUUUUCGAUGUUGUUCUUCAAACAAACACGUUGCCAAAGAUUGCAAAACAGAAGUGCACUGUAAGGAGUGCAACAGUGACAGGCAUAUAUCGGCUCUUCACGCUGGGCCAGUUCCUUGGGCUAACCAGUCCCCUCAGGCAGAGAACGGCGGGGAGUCGGAACCUCCUCCUACAGUGAACUCCAUGUGUACCGAGAUCUGUGGAGGAAACAACGGACCUAGCUCCUGCUCUAAAAUUUGCUUCAUCACAGUGCAUCCUAAGGGAGAACCAAACAGGUCAGUGAGACUCUACGCCAUUCUUGAUGACCAGAGCAACCGGUCACUCGCCAGGCCAGAGUUCUUCAACCUCUUUAACCUUGAAAGCUCAGAAGCUCCCUACACAUUACGUACGUGUGCCGGUCUCACUGAAAUGUCAGGUAGGAGAGGCAGAGGCUUUGUCGCACAACCUUUGGAUGGAAAUCUCAGUAUAAAUCUUCCGACACUCAUUGAAUGCAACUACAUUCCUGAAGACAGGUCCGAGAUACCUACUCCAGAAGUAGCAAAAUAUCACACUCACCUCAAUUCCAUUGUUGAACACAUUCCUCCGCUUGACCCAGAGGCUCAGAUCCUUCUUCUCCUUGGGCGUGAUGUCCUACAGGCUCACAAGGUACGAGACCAGCGCAACGGACCUAAUAGCGCACCAUAUGCCCAACGCUUGGAUCUUGGUUGGGUCAUCAUCGGUGAGGUCUGCCUAGGCACAGCUCACAAACCCAAACAUGCAAGUGUGUUCCGCACUCACGUUCUGGAGAACGGCCGCCAUUCACACUUCUCACCCUGUCCGAACCAUCUCACAGUUAAGGAGAAACUCACCGUGAAGACCCAAAGCACCAACAGUCUCUCUGAACUGUCAAGCUCACCACCGACUCGCGAAGCAGAGAGAUGCGGUUACGAUGACUCCUUGGGAAGCAAGAUAUUCCAACGCACCGAAGAUGACAACAAGGUCGCUCCCUCUAUUGAAGACAAGCUGUUCAUCAAGUUAAUGGAUAAAGAGAGCUACAUCGACGACGGCAACAGCUGGGUAGCCCCACUUCCGUUCCGCCCGUCAAGACCACUUCUGCCUAACAAUAGAGAGCAAGCUCUGAAUCGUUUCAACUCUCUUUGUCGUACGCUUGGAAGAAAGCCGGAGAUGAAGGAGCAUUUUGUCACCUUCAUGCAACGUAUCUUCGAUCAAGAUCAUGCAGAGCUCGCUCCUCCGUUGACUAACAGAGAGGAGUGCUGGUACCUCCCCACAUUCGGAGUGUAUCACCCCCACAAACCAGGUCAAAUCAGAGUUGUGUUUGACUCCAGCGCCAAACAUCUUGGAGUGUCUCUGAACGACGUGUUGUUGACCGGACCAGAUCUUAACAACAGUUUGCUGGGAGUUCUGAUGCGUUUUCGAUGUGAACAGGUUGCCUUCACCGCCGACAUCGAACAGAUGUUCCAUAGUUUCAUCGUGAGAGAAGAUCACAGGAACUUUCUUAGGUUCCUAUGGUUCAGGAACAACGACCCUACGGACGUGGUUGUAGAAUACCGGAUGCGGGUCCAUGUGUUUGGCAACAGUCCGUCUCCAGCGGUAGCGACCUACGGCCUCAGACGAGCUGCUCUACACGGAGAAGAGGAGUUUGGUCACGCAGCGAAAGAGUUCGUACAUAGAGAGUUCUAUGUAGACGAUGCCCUCAAAUCUCUGCCCUCUGUGUCUCAAGCGGUCGACCUACUUACAGCAGCACGAGGUAUGCUAGCAAUGUCCAACCUACGUCUCCACAAGAUUGCGUCCAACUGUCCAGCAGUUAUGCAAGUGUUUCCAACCUCUGAGUCCAAGGACUUGAAGGACCUCGACCUGGAAACUGACUCUCCACCGAUGCAGCGCAGCCUAGGAUUGAAUUGGGACCUGAGCAGAGAUACGUUCACUUUUCGGGUCGCCAACACCAAUAGACCCUUCACACGUAGAGGUGUGCUCGCUUGUGUGAACAGUUUGUUCGAUCCACUUGGCCUGGUGGCACCGAUCUCCAUACAAGGAAAGCUCCUUCUGAGAGAACUCACCCACAACACCGUCGAUUGGGACGAGCCGCUCCCUGCUGAAAAGGAAACCGAGUGGAUUGCUUGGAGGGAUUCACUACAAGCCCUUGAAAGCUUUGAGACUCCUCGUUGCUACACAAGCACAUCUGUUUCCAACGCCCAGCGCGUGGAGCUACACAUCUUUUCAGACGCUUCUGUGAAGGCCAUUGCUGCAGUAGCUUACCUCAAGGUGCUAGACAACAGCGGCGAAGUCCAUGUAGGAUUCGUCAUAGGAAAGGCAAAGUUAGCUCCGAUGUCAGUCCAUACAGUCCCGCGGCUUGAACUGGGAGCAGCAGUCCUGGCGGUUGAGAUAGCAGAAUUGGCUUCAAGAGAGUUGGAUCUGAAGUUUGAUGAUGUGCGGUUCUAUACAGACAGCAAGGUUGUGCUUGGGUACAUUUAUAACGCAACCCGCCGGUUCUACGUGUAUGUCAGUAACAGGGUAGAACACAUCAGGAAGUUCUCAAGCCCCAACCAGUGGCACUACGUGCCCACCGGCCAGAACCCAGCAGACGUAGCAACCAGACCAGUACAUGCAGCACUGCUCACCAACACGAGCUGGCUCACCGGGCCUGACUUUCUGCUGCUACCGUCUAAAGAAGACAUCCCACUGGGAACACCUUUCAGCCUUGUGGACCCAGACUCUGACGCAGAAGUGCGAUCUCACCUAACCACAUGCACCAGCCCAAACCUGGGCUCUCAGCGGUUUGAACGGUUUUCAACAUGGCAGUCUCUCAUCAGAGCCAUAGCCACACUCAUCCACAUCACAGACGUCAUCAGAUCCAGCACUACAACUGGAAACAAAGAAUGUAAAGGCUGGCAUCAAUGUUCAAAAGCACACACAUCCGACAAUCUGUUGAAGGUAAAACAGGUCAUCAUUCGAUGUGUUCAAAAAGAAACCUAUCCCACUGAGAUGUCCUGUCUGCAGCAAGGGAUAUGCAUUCCUAACGACAGUUCACUGAGGAAGUUGGAUCCUGUUCUCGAUUGUGACGGACUCUUGAGAAUCGGUGGCCGGCUUCAACGCUCAAGUCUUACCGCGGAGGAGAAACACCCUCUCAUUGUCCCUGGUCGCAGCCACGUCGGCGCUCUACUUACCAGCUACUACCACAGGAGAGUCGAACACCAGGGCCGGAUCUUCACGGAGGGAGCUAUACGUGCAGAUGGCAUUUGGAUGGUCGGAGCCAAGAGGUGCAUCGCAAAGCUUCUACACAAGUGUGUCACGUGUAACAAACUCAGAGGUAAAACAGCAGAGCAAAAGAUGGCCGACCUCCCUCCAGAUCGUCUAAGUACAGAGCCUCCUUUGUGAGUAUGUCUCAACCCUCCAGAGUCGUUCUAAGUGGCAGAAGAGCCAGCCCAACAUCAAGGAGGGAGACCUAGUGCUUCUUCGCGAUACUCAGCUGAAGAGAAACCAGUGGCCCAUGGCAUUGGUGACUAAAACCUUCCCUGGAAGUGACGGAAAGAUCAGGAAGUUGGAGCUCAAAGUAACUAGAGGAGGCACUUCCAAGACCUUCCUUCGCCCUAUCACUGAAGUGGUGGUGCUGAUGACCCCUUAGGAUCAAACAGACUCUCGAUUGACCCCCAGAUGUUUGGUUAUUUAAGGUGUUAUUGUGUUCAAUACCAGGCGGGGAGUGUUACGUUACACAUUUUGAGUUUGUAUUAGGCACUUUAGAGCCCCCUGCAGGCCAUUACUUGUAUUCAGUUCUUUCGUAGAUUCUUAAUAUUGCGUUCAUUCUCAUUGGCUGAUAAGAGUCACGUUGUUAGUCACGUGAUUUCAGACGUGAUCUGUCAUUAUUUCGGCAGCCAUUUUGAUCUGUCAUUUGAGCCAGAGAUCCACACGGUGAAACAUCUUUUUUAUCUCACGUCAUUCAUCCUUGUAAGCCUUGGAGAAGCUUUGUUUGUAAGUAACUUAAUUCAUCUAUGUCUUAUGUAAUUAUUUACGUUUGUAUUUCAUUGUAUUUCACAACUUUAUAACUACGUUUUUAUAACCAAUUUGCAUAUUGGUUCAUUUUCAGUUUCACACUUCUAAACCUGCAACAACUUGUUCAACAACAAUCAAUAAAUGGACAUUCAAGUGGAUGUCGACAACAUC